Molecule: messenger RNA, 945 nt
Organism: Pyricularia pennisetigena
Lineage: Eukaryota; Fungi; Ascomycota; Sordariomycetes; Magnaporthales; Pyriculariaceae
Exons: 5
Coding region: 1-945 (314 amino acids)
Cellular component (GO): small-subunit processome; nucleolus
Molecular function (GO): small ribosomal subunit rRNA binding
Source: RefSeq, a predicted model, not a curated record
AUGAGGGCUAAACGGUCGAAGCAAUACCGCAAGCUCAUGAAGGAGUACUGCCGCGUGUGGAACUUUAGGGAACCAUACCAGGUGUUGGUGGACGCCGACAUCGUCAAAGAUGCCAGCCGCUUCAAAAUGGACCUCGUUCCGGCGCUCGAGAGGACGUUGCAUGGAAAGGUCAAGCCUAUGAUCACACAAUGCUCCAUGCGACAUCUCUAUGCCCUACAGGGAACAGAGCCUUCAAUAAAGAGUGUGAUCGACUACGCAAAAGAAACGUUUGAACGACGACGAUGUGGUCAUCACCCAGAUGAAACGGAUGCGCUGUCAACGCUGGAGUGCAUGUCGUCAUUCAUCACCGACUCCGGGAAGAGCGCGCGCAAUCGCUACGUAGUGGCAAGCCAGGACGACAAUGUGCGGAGGUAUAUGAGGGGCAUCAAGGGUGUGCCGUUGAUAUACAUCUCGAGGAGUGUCAUGAUCUUGGAGCCAAUGGCAGACUCGAGUGCAGCCGUUGUGGCCAAGGAGGAGCGAGCCAAGUUUAGGUCAGGGAUCCAAUCUACAGCCUCUACCGGGUCCAAGAGAAAGCGAGGUGAUGACGACGAUGGCGCCGGUGGUGAUCACAGCGACAGCGACGAUGAUGAUUCAGAAGGAGAUGAGGAUGACGAGGAAAGACAUGGCAGGAAUGGAAGUGCCGACGGCACGUCGCCGGCAAAGAAGAAAAAGAAGAAUUAUGGACCAAAGGGGCCCAACCCCUUGGCGGCUAAGAAAAAGAAGAAGAAACCCGAACCAGAGAGUGGCACAAAGCCAAAGGAGGCUAGUGAAAGCGCAUCAUCAGCGCAGCCGGCCAAGAAAAAGCGGAAGCGAAGGCCCAAAAAAUCAACGGCGGCCCCGGCUGCUGUUCCUGGAACCUCUACUAGCGCCCAAGGCGCGGCUGAAGCGGUAUCAGGAGAGGAUUAG